AUGGACCAAAAAGAGGCACUGAAUGUCAAAGCAUCCCCUUCGCCUUUACACCCAGUGGAAAAGCACCACACAGCUCACUUUGUCUUAAUCCCCCAACCUAGUAACCAUCCCCGGGACCCUCUGAAUUGGGCUCUUACCCGCAAAUAUGUAAUACUGGCCGUGUUAUGCCUCGCAUCCUUCUCAGGCGCUGCUGCGGCUUUAUCGGCACAGCUCAAUCUGACUGAUCAGGAGAAGUUGUAUAACAAGACGAAGCUGGAGGAGUCCUAUGCAAAUUCAGCCGCCCUAGCUGGCAUGGCCGCAGGCCCAUUUUUCUUCGCCCCGAUAUCUCACAUGCUCGGUCGCAGCUCCGUGAUAUUCUGGUGUGUGCUUCUCGCGCUAGUAUGUCAGAUCUGGGGCGCUGUCAUGACUGAUCCUGGCGACUAUAUCGCAUACGUGAUGUCUCGGCUCUUUGCCGGCUUCUUCGGUGCUGUGCCAACAGUGCUUGGCCCUCGCAUUGUGACCGAUCUGUUCUUCUUGCAUCAGCGAGGCCGCGCUUUUACUGCUCUACAUAUGGCGUUUUUGUUUGGAACUAUUGCCGGUCCGACGUUCUCGGGUUUUGUUUCUGCACAUUCGUUCUUUCCUGUUGAAUUUUGGUGGACAGUCGGUUUACUAGGAUUCACGCUUCUCUGUUGUUUUAGUUUCCUUGAGGAAACUGGUUUUGACCGGGAAUGCUUUGAAAGGAAUCCCGAUAUACCAAGUGGAAUUUUCGCUAAUAGAUUUGCUACUUUCUUCUUCGGGCAGAAAAUUGUCUUGCCGACUACCUGGAAAGAGACGGCCAAAGUCGGAAUCACUCCCUUUCUAAUCGGAAUGUGUCCUAUGGCCAUGAUUAUGGGGGUCUUCACGCUAAUAUCCUUUGGGUUCUACGUGGGUGUCAAUGCACUCACACCGGUAUGGCUCCAGAAACCCGUUUCGGAAGGUGGCUACGGGUUCUCACUGGAACAAAAUGCGGCAUUCACAUUCUGCCAUUGGAUUGGCAUCAUUGUCGUCCAAUUCCAUGGCCAUUAUCUGAACGAUUGGUUACCGCUCGCACUGGCACGGCGAUACAACGGCGGUGUUUGGAGACCCGAGUAUCGACUGCAUGUCCUGUGGCUUCCUAGUCUUGUGAUCAACCCAAUUGGCCUGGGUAUCUUUGGUGCCGCGCUGCAGUAUCAUCUACACUAUAUGGUACUUGCACUGGCGGUUUUUAUUGUGACCGUUGGGUCACUGGCUAGUGUUCCUGUCACUGUGAAUUAUGUUGUGGAGUGCUUUACGCAAUAUCCGGCUGAGGCUGGUAUUGUUAUUGGUGCGUAUCGCAUUGUGUAUGGAUUGACAAUUAGCUUCUAUAUCAAUCCUUGGGUUGAGGCUGUGGGUGUUGGCUGGGUUUAUGGUAUGAUGGCAUUCUUUGCGGUGUGCUCCUUUAUGUUUGUUGUGCUGCUCAUGUGGAAGGGACAUGCUAUUCGCAAGGUUCAAUUUUCGAGCCUUGGAUCUAGCGAGGAGGGCGAACAGUUGCUAGAUUGA
This is a messenger RNA of Penicillium coprophilum, 1536 nucleotides long. RefSeq lists its product as uncharacterized. Gene Ontology annotation, biological process: transmembrane transport. NCBI's taxonomy places the organism in Eukaryota, Fungi, Ascomycota, Eurotiomycetes, Eurotiales, Aspergillaceae. Bases 1 to 1536 code for a protein of 511 amino acids. Gene Ontology annotation, molecular function: transmembrane transporter activity. The transcript has 4 exons. The record is from RefSeq and is a predicted model, not a curated record.